Messenger RNA from Nerophis ophidion (straightnose pipefish), 538 nucleotides. RefSeq names its product PHD finger protein 5A (gene phf5a). The transcript has 4 exons. The record is from RefSeq and is a predicted model, not a curated record. Lineage: Eukaryota; Metazoa; Chordata; Actinopteri; Syngnathiformes; Syngnathidae. Gene Ontology annotation, cellular component: catalytic step 2 spliceosome; U12-type spliceosomal complex; precatalytic spliceosome. Bases 89 to 421 code for a protein of 110 amino acids. Gene Ontology annotation, biological process: mRNA splicing, via spliceosome.
CGGUAAUGUCAAUCCGUGUAAAAUGGUUGCAGAGGUCAAAGGUAAAAGUUGAAGCUGUUCCGCUACGUUCGCAGCACGUUAGCCAACAAUGGCAAAGCAUCAUCCAGAUUUGAUCUUCUGCCGAAAACAAGCUGGUGUUGCCAUCGGCAGACUUUGCGAGAAAUGUGAUGGAAAGUGUGUCAUCUGUGAUUCUUACGUGAGGCCGUGCACACUGGUACGCAUCUGUGACGAGUGCAACUAUGGCUCCUACCAGGGCCGCUGCGUCAUCUGUGGAGGGCCCGGGGUGUCCGACGCAUACUACUGUAAAGAGUGUACCAUUCAGGAGAAAGAUCGAGAUGGCUGUCCAAAAAUUGUGAAUUUAGGCAGCUCUAAAACGGAUCUGUUUUAUGAAAGGAAGAAAUAUGGCUUCAAGAAGAGGUGAAGACGCUGUGGUUGAUUUUCACUUUUUAGCCAUUCUGUCCUGCUAGGUUUUCUUUCAAGCUUCCGGAGUGAAAUUUUCGUGACAUUGAUUUGUUAUUUGAAUAAAACAUCUUUUAUA